Nicotiana tabacum (common tobacco) is the source of this 746-nucleotide messenger RNA. Lineage: Eukaryota; Viridiplantae; Streptophyta; Magnoliopsida; Solanales; Solanaceae. The record is from RefSeq and is a predicted model, not a curated record.
AUGACGCUGGCGCUGAUCAUUGUGGACACCAUCAAAGCGAAGGCGAAUCAGGCGGCCAAAAUCAUCUCGAAGCUACGUCAAUCCAAUCCUCCAGAUUUUAGUUUUACAGAAUUCAUGCUUGCUACGAUAGAUAAUCCCUCAUAUACAGUUGAAUGGACAAUCAAAGAAAUGUUGAACCAACCAAAGAUAAUGCAAAGGGCCAUAGAAGAGAUUGACAAUGUCAUUGGGAGCAAUAGAUUGGUUCAAGAAUCCGAUUUGCCACAGUUAAAUUAUGUCAAAGCUUGUAUUAAAGAGUCCUUUCGAGUACAUCCCUUGGCGGCUUUUAACGUUCCUCAUGUGUCUUUAUCGGAUUCUGUUGUUGGUGAAUACUUCAUCCCAAAAGGGAGUGUAGUGUUAUUAAGUCGUCUUGGACUUGGCCGAAACCCUAGAGUUUGGGAUGAUCCCAUGAAGUUCAAGCCAGAGCGCCAUAUGAACGAGGAAGAUGGUGAUGUAAUUUUCACUGAUUCAGAAUUACGUUUGUUAUCAUUUAGUAUUGGACGACGAGGUUGUCCAGGUAUAAAACUUGGCACAACAAUUACCACUAUGUUACUUGCUAGGCUUCUUCAAGGGUUUACUUGGAGUUUACCACCGAACUCUCUGGGCAAUGACUUGACUGGUGAUUACCCGGAAUGUGCUCUCCUUCGCACCAUGCCAUUUUUUGCUAAGGCAAAACCGCGAUUGCCUAAAGACAUGUACCCUUAAAUAUA